Chenopodium quinoa (quinoa) is the source of this 4073-nucleotide messenger RNA. Its product is annotated as pentatricopeptide repeat-containing protein At2g27800, mitochondrial-like. Gene Ontology annotation, molecular function: protein binding. The record is from RefSeq and is a predicted model, not a curated record. The transcript is spliced from 2 exons. The coding region runs from base 2097 to 3380 and encodes 427 amino acids. Lineage: Eukaryota; Viridiplantae; Streptophyta; Magnoliopsida; Caryophyllales; Amaranthaceae.
AAAGGUGUAAAUAUCCAAAGCAGGUUACUGUUGGCAGGUUGGAGAAGGCGAGCUACUGUUGAUUAUCUAAUAAAAAUAAAUAAAUAAAUAAAAACAUUUUAGCAAUUUAGGUGCCCAAAACUUAUGUUUCAAGUACAAACUUUGGAGAAUAUGUGGCACAUUUAUUAUUUCAAAAAAUCCCAAAGGCUAUGUUUUCACUUUAAGGACAUGUUUGAAACGACAAAAGUAAGGGCCGGAAACUGAUUCAGGCAUUAGAUUCUCUUAUCCGCUAUUUGGUAGGGACAAAUUGGUAACCAUUUAUGUUAACUGAAGGUAACUGACUCCUCUCAAUACACAUUAUGCCACCCACAGAAACAAUUUAUGCUUCGUAACUCUAAACUAAAAUCCUCUAAACUGAAAGCCUCCCUCCUAUUUCCACCCUUCAAAUCUUCGACCCUCUUCUCUUAAUCUCCUCAUCCUCAUCCUCAUCCUCACCCUCUAUCUCACAUCUUUCUUUCUUUCACAGUUGAAUUUCAAAAAAAAUUAAGGGAAAUUCUCACUGGUAAUCACAAACUUUUAUUUUUUCUCAAUGGUAAACCCUAAAACUUUUUAUUAUCAAUGGUAAUCAUUAAUUAAUAUUACUAAACUAAUGGUAACUUAAGUUAAACAAUUUGUAAAUUCCUUUACCAUGGUUUAGCAAUCGACCUACAAAAAUACAUUAAUACCCUUAUGCAUAACUACUUCUUUCUUCUUCCUUUCUCUUUCCUCCUCCCCGCUGCAACUCCCUUCCCAGCCACCACCGUCAUUGUUAAACUACUUGUUAAGGUCAGAAUCGGAGCGAACUCGGAGUGACGUAGCUUUAGUGUUGUAUAACCUAUGGCUUGAUCAUAGCAACCGAGUGAAACACGUGAAACAAUUCAACAACAAACCUCAGGACGCUGCCAUUCGAACCGCAAAACCCAGAGAAUUCAACGGCAAACCCCGACAAAUUCGACCUAAAACUAACAAAUUUGACCCCAAAAUCAACGAAUUCGACCCCAAAUCAACCUAUUCGGCAAUUUCGACCCCAAAAUCAACAUAUUCGACCCCAAAAAUCAACAGAUUCAACCCCAAAAUCGACAAAUUCAACCCCAAAAAUCAAUAAAAUUGACCCCCAAAUCAACAAAUUCGACCUCAAAAAUCAACAAAAUCGUCAAAUUCGACCCCCAAAAUCAACAAAUUUGACCCCAAAAUUGCCAAAAGUCCUAGAAAUUUUAAUCAAAGUAAGGGGAAUGAGAGGGAAUCGGGGAAGAAGAUCAGAGGGAAUCGAGGAAGAGGAAGGGUGCUGAUUUCGGCUAGGGAGGAUGGCUGGUUUCGGUGGUGAUGAGAGGAGAGAGCGUGUGGGUCGGGAACAGGGGAGAAGGUGCUCGUUCUAGGAUUAGGGUGUCGGUGGUGGGGUCUCCGGCGGAGGAUGGGGUUGAGAAACCGUUGGCCAGGCGAGCUGAGCGGCGGGGAGGGGCGGUUGCUGAGCUAGUUGCCUGGUAACUGGGGAGGGGUUCAGAUUUAUUUUGUUUUUUUUUUUUGUUGUUUUUUAAAUAAUUUGAAGGGUAUUAAUGUAAAUUUAUUGUUACUUAACCCAAGAUUAACCCUAGUUAAUCUUUUAAUAAUAUUAAAAUAUCAUUAAUGUUACCAUUAGUUUAGUAAUAUUAAUUCAUGUUUACCAUUGAUAAUCAAAAGUUUUAGGGUUUACCGAAAAAAUAAAAGUUCGUGAUUGUAAUUAUUAAUGAGAAUUUCAAAAAAAAAAAAAAAAAAAAGUGAUUAUAGUGCACCUCAUUCCCUUUUACAGUGAAAUGCCUCUGUUUAAACGAGUGUCGUUUUUUUUAAACGUGUGUCGUUUUUUAGCUCUUCAGUCUUCACUUUUACAGUGCACCUCAUUCCCUUUUUUGCUCCAUUGAAGCGUUCUCUGAAUCCUCCAUUGAAUGAAAUUCUAAGCAUUCUCUCCUCCAUUAAGCCGUUUCUGAGGUUAUUGUAUCAUCAAGAGGAGCAUUUGUUGUUGUUGUAGGUACUCAUUUUUAGCUGCCCCGAGCGUAUCUGUUGAGGGCCAAAUUGUUGAGUUGACAUGUAUACUUAAGGAAAUCAUGUUCUUUAACUCGAUUCAGAGGUUUUACAAUCAUUAUCGGUUUAAAUGGUUAACGUGUAUGUUUACUUCGUGUUUCCAUCAAGUUUGUUCUUCAAAACUUGUGUCACCUCAUCAAGUAAAUGAUGCUGGAAUUGGUUGGUCUAAUUUCACCCCAGCCUUUACCAUCCAUUCACAUUAUUCUCAAAUAAAUCGUACCAGCUUAUUGUGGUAUUCUUCAAAGCCGUAUAGACCAUUUUCAGGAGCUUAUAGACAACGGGUUAAUAGAAGGCUUAGACUAGCUAGAAAACCCGUGCUUAAUGAGGUUCAGUUCAAUAAGGCUAUAUCCCAACUGCCUGCAAGAUUUAAUGCUGAUGAUUUGCACGAUGCCAUUGCCUUGGAAGACGAUCCUUUGGUGUGUUUAGAACUUUUUAAUUGGGCGUCAAAACAACAUAGGUUUAAGCAUAGCAUGAAUACCUACCACAUUACUGUCCAGAAGCUUGGGGUUGGCAGGAUGAUUGAGGAGAUGUAUGAUGUUGUCGAUCAGUUCCUUGCCCUUCCUCAUUUUGGUUCAGAGGCUCUGUAUAAUACUAUUAUUUACUACUACACUCAAGCCAGGAAGCUGAGCAGAGCUAUUACUGUGUUCAAACACAUGAAGAAGGCCAACAAUUCAGAUUGCAGGCCGUCUAUUAGGACUUACAACCUUUUGUUUGCUGCAUUUCUUAGCCGUAGAAGAGAUACAUACAUCAAUCACUGGUACAUGGGUACUAUGGAGUGCCUUUUCAAGCAAAUGAUAAAUGAUAAAAUUGAGCCCGACAUUUUCGCCCUCAAUUCAAUGAUACAAGGAUAUGUGCUUUCUAAUCAUGUCAAUGAGGCCUUGAGGAUAUUUCAUCAGAUGGGUGUUGUUUAUACUUGUGUCCCUAAUGCACUCACUUAUGAUUACCUUAUCUAUGGACUGUGUGCUCAAACCAGGACAAAUAACGCCAGGGAGUUAUUUUUUCAGAUGAAGGAAAAAGGGUUUGUUGCUAGCGCUAACACAUACAACUCUCUUGUGAGUUCUUUGGCACUAGGUGGUGAGAUUGAGGAAGCUCUCAGCUAUUUGCGGGAGAUGACUGAAAAGUACAAGGCUGAUCUCAUUACUUAUAAGACACUUCUGGAUGAGUAUUGCCGAAAAGGAAGAGCUGCAGAGGCAUUGAGGUUAUUGAAAGAGUUUCAGGAGAAACACAUUGUUGAUGCACCUACCUACAAAAAGCUGCUACAUGUUCUUAAAGAGGACUUUGCACCUUGCAGGAAUGGAUUCCAAUAGUGUAUUCCAAUAGUGUGAAGAAUAGUUUUUAACAUCAAUUAUAUAAGUUGUCUAGAGGUCUGCUGGGCUUAUUGUUGCGGUUCAUACUGUGCUAGAACUAUUCCCGGGUUUUGGAUUUAUGCUUCAGUAGGAGUAGGUGUUGCACUAGCAUACUACUCUUAUAAGCUUCUUUAUUUCGGCAGUUGGUUGUUUUACCUUUACCUUCUACCGUGAACUCCCAACUAUUUUGACCUUUACUCGGUCAGUUUCUUGAAUGUUAGUACUCUGAAAAUGGUUAUCUGUUGCUUCUGCAGAGCUUCCAUGCCCUCUUAUCAGAUCACUGAGAUAUGACUUUACAGCAUGUAAUAUGACAGAUUAUAUGCUGUUUUGGCUUGGCAUGACAAACAGGGAGUUGGCUUAGCCCUUCAUGUGGUUUCCUACAAAUAUUUGCAUAUGAACUGCUUGCUAUCUGGCAACAGCCAUGAAAAGAAGAAAAUCCGAAAAUCGGCCAAUUUGCUUACUUUGCUAAUAUAGUUAAGUAGACCUUCCACUACCUUUUUGAAGAGCACUAGAAAUGUUCUCUAAGAAGCAUCUAAAGACUUAAAGAGGGAUCAAUUAUUCAGCUGUCUAAAUGUGUAAAGAGAGCCCAAAGUGAUAUCAAUGUAAUACUUUGUAUUUUUGAAAUAUACUGUUAACAUUUAACAAUUCGAUUCA